GCCUGGAUUGCUCAACCCUGGGUUUUCCUAUAAGAACAAGACAGACUAUAAAACAGAUGGGGAUCUCAGAGUAGGAAUCAGACAUGAAGAUGAAGGCUCUGGUGAGAUCUCUCCUCUUGCUCGCUGUGGCUAGCCUGCUGGUCAGAGGUCAGACCCAGACUGAGACUAGGUAUGAAGACAUCAUCACAGCUGCUUCAAAUCAGCUGCUUCCUGUGGAAGAGCAGGCUUUCCAUCCACUUCUGAACCAGCUGGAAGUCGAGACUUUGAAUACAGAGGAUGUGGACCAGUCAGAGGUGACUGUAAGGUUGAGCUUCCCCCUGCAGGAGACGCUCUGCAGUAAGGCACAGGGGCAGCAAGGCCAACCAUGCCCUCUGAAGAAAAAUGGGAAACAAAUGAUGUGCAGCAUGGAGGUCAGACAUCCGAUUCUGGAGACUGGCAACACCCUCAACACUGACCGGUCUGACAUUUCUUGUGAAUACAUGGAGGCAGAAGAUGCUAUGCCAGUACUGAGCACUAAGAUUCGGACAAGAAGAGGCAAGCCCAGCGGAGGCUCUAGGGGCUCUAAGAUGGGUAGUAAAGAUUCCAAGGGGGGUUGGAGAGGUCGUCCUGGGAGUGGCUCUCGUCCUGGGUUUGGCUCCUCCAUUGCUGGAGCUAGCGGAAGAGACCAAGGUGGAACUCGCAAUGCAUAGAACAGCACAACACACCCUUUGGAUAACUGCAAAAUAUCUCACCAAUCAAAGAAACUUCAAAAGCACUCAAAGUUGUGGUUAAUGAUUGAACAUGCAACAUUGAGCUUCUUUAAAAAAAUGCUUCUGGUAAUUCUUUUGUCUACAUUCUGAAUUGUUUUGUAUUUUGUAGCUAUCGUUGUGUGUAAUAAUAUACCUAUUCUUACAUGCAAUCUUUGAAUUUUAACUACGGAAAAUUAUUUCCAGUUCGUGUUUACUGCACUAAUAAACUGCAAAAUACGUUUUCAAAAGACUUAGGAAGAUUUUGAGAGAUCUACGGUUUUGUGUUUAUUGUUCUUUAAAAAAAGAUCAUUACUCUGUUGUUCUAUUAGGCCGACAGUUUAGGCUUUUCUGAAACAUGUCGGGAUGGUUUCCUGGACACAGAUUGAGUUAAGAGCAGUGGUGACCUGUCAUUCAGGGCAGGUGGGGCAGAACCCCACAUUUUUAGCCAGACAUUUGCCUGUUUUGCAUGUUAUUUUGGCAUUAAUACGUGUCACAUAUCAGUUUGUAAACAAUGCAAAAAUAUAUAUAUUUCAUUGACAUAAUAAAGCCGCAUACAAACUUGG
Salmo salar (Atlantic salmon) is the source of this 1291-nucleotide messenger RNA. RefSeq names its product cathelicidin antimicrobial peptide. The record is from RefSeq and is a predicted model, not a curated record. Lineage: Eukaryota; Metazoa; Chordata; Actinopteri; Salmoniformes; Salmonidae.